Arachis ipaensis is the source of this 2357-nucleotide messenger RNA. The record is from RefSeq and is a predicted model, not a curated record. NCBI's taxonomy places the organism in Eukaryota, Viridiplantae, Streptophyta, Magnoliopsida, Fabales, Fabaceae.
GUUAGUUAACUUAAACCCUAUACAAGAACCCGAGAACAAACGCCGCCCUCGGCAGCUGGUAGGGUGUAGAAGAAGUGAGAAGAAAAAAUGGGAGGAGAGAAGAAGAGAAUAGAGAAGCAGAAGAAGAAGUCAAAAUCAUCAGGGGGCUUCGAAUCUCUGAAUCUAAACCCCAAUGUAUUCAAAGCAAUCAAACGCAAAGGCUACAAAGUCCCCACUCCAAUUCAAAGGAAGACGAUGCCUCUCAUCCUCUCCGGCCACGACGUCGUCGCCAUGGCCCGCACUGGUUCCGGCAAAACGGCAGCGUUUCUUGUCCCAAUGCUCCACCGCCUCAACCAGCAUGUCCCUCAGUCCGGUGUUAGAGCCCUCAUAUUGUCCCCUACAAGGGACUUGGCUCUUCAAACCCUAAAAUUCACCAAAGAGCUUGGUCACUUCACUGAUCUUAGGGUUAGUUUGUUAGUUGGCGGUGACAGCAUGGAGAGCCAGUUUGAGGAACUGGCUCAGAGCCCUGACAUUAUAAUUGCCACACCUGGUAGGCUUAUGCACCAUUUGUCUGAGGUAGAUGACAUGUCGUUGCGUACCGUUGAGUAUGUUGUUUUUGAUGAGGCUGAUUGUUUGUUUGGGAUGGGUUUUGCUGAGCAGUUGCACCAGAUUCUUUCGCAGCUCGGCGAGAAUCGCCAGACGCUGUUAUUUAGCGCUACUAUGCCCAGCGCGCUCGCAGAGUUUGCGAAGGCCGGCCUGCGAGAUCCUCAGCUUGUGAGGCUUGAUUUGGAGACUAAAAUUAGCCCUGAUUUGAAGACUGUGUUUUUUACUUUGAGACAGGAAGAGAAGUAUGCUGCAUUGUUGUAUUUGGUUAGGGAAAGGAUUGGUUCGGAUCAGCAGACAUUGAUUUUUGUAUCCACAAAACACCAUGUUGAGUUUUUGAAUAUACUGUUUAGAGAAGAAGGGAUUGAACCAUCUGUGUGUUAUGGUGACAUGGAUCAAGAUGCCCGAAAAAUACAUGUAUCAAGGUUUAGGUCGAGGAAGACGAUGCUGUUGAUUGUGACAGAUGUUGCAGCUCGUGGCAUUGAUAUUCCGUUGCUUGAUAAUGUUAUCAAUUGGGACUUCCCACCAAAGCCCAAGAUAUUCGUUCAUCGUGUUGGAAGGGCUGCGAGGGCUGGCCGUACUGGCACUGCUUAUUCCUUUGUGACAUCGGAGGAUAUGGCUUACCUAUUGGAUCUUCAUUUGUUUCUGUCGAAGCCGAUAAAAGCUGCUCCCACCGAAGAAGAGGUCUUGCAGAAUAUGACUGGAGUAAUGUCGAAAAUUGAACAGGCAAUGGCAAAUGGAGAAACUGUUUAUGGCCGAUUCCCUCAAACAGUCCUUGACCUUGUUUCAGAUAGAGUUAGGGAAAUUAUUGACACUAAUGCAGAAUUGGAGUCAUUGCAGAGAACCUGUAACAAUGCAUUCCGUUUAUAUAUGAAGACGAAACCCUUACCAUCCAAGGAGUCUAUUCGAAGAGUAAAGGAUUUGCCACGUGAGGGUCUGCAUCCGAUGUUCAAGAAUGUAUUGGAAACUGGGGAGUUAAUGGCCCUUGCAUUUUCAGAGCAUUUGAAAAAGUUUAGGCCAAAGCAGACUAUCUUGGAAGCUGAAGGGGAAGCAGCUAAAUCAAAGCAUGUACAGGGUCCUUCCGGUCAAUGGGUUGAUGUGAUGAAAAGGAAGAGAGCCAUUCAUGAGAAUAUUAUAAAUUUGGUUCAUGAACAGCAGUCUAAAAGUACUGUGGAAAAGGAGGAAAUUCAACCAGAAGAUAUUCCUUCCACUGGAAAAGGGAGAACAGCAUCUGGUUCUAAGAGAAAGCAACAGUGUUUCAUGGAUGAGGAAUACUAUAUAAGUUCAGUACCUAAAAAUCAACACAUGGAGGCUGGCCUUUCUGUGAAAGCUAAUGAAGAAUUUGCCGCAAACAGAUUGGAUUCUGCUGUUUUAGAUCUGGUUGCAGAUGAUAGUACUGGCAUUCAGAAACAAAGAUCUGUAUAUCACUGGGAUAAGAGGAGUAAAAAGUACAUCAAGUUAAAUAAUGGUGACCGUGUUGCAGCAAAUGGAAAGAUAAAGACAGAGAGUGGUGCAAAAACAAAGGCCACCAAGACAGGCAUAUAUAAGAAGUGGAAAGAGCGCUCACACACUAAGGUAUCUCUUAAGGGGACAAAUAAUGAUGGUAAUGCUCAAGAAUCCACGAGUUUUAAAGGAUCUUACAGAGGAAGAGGUAGGAAUUUCAAAGGCGGCAGUAAGAGGCAGCAAUCAAUGCCCAAUUCUCAUGUUCGUUCAGAGAUCAAAGAAUUUGAUCAAAUUCGAAAGGAGAGGCAGAAAAAGGCAGACAGGAUUUCACA